AUGGGUCUCGACGGUCUGCCUCACGCGCUGAGCUGCCUACCGGACGACGACGAGCCCUCCUUCCUCUUCGCGCGCGGCCUCUUUGCCUCCUUUCUCUCGGCCGGAAUCGGCGCGGCGGUCACCAAUCCGCUCGAGCUGGUCAAGGUGCGCUGGCAGGUGACGCCCGAGAGCAUGCGCACCGCGACCAACAUGAGUGGCUUUGCGAGCGAGAUCGUGGCCAAGGAGGGCGUGAUGCGAGGCAUAUCGGUCAACUUCAUGGCGAUCGGCGUGUCGGCGAUCGGGAGGGUAGGCCUCUACCCCACGGUGCGCGACGUCUUCGUUGGCGCCCGCGGUGGUGACGUCGCAAAGCCAACGCCGGGCGACAUGUUCAUCUCGGGGCUGCUCGCGGGUGCGAUCGGCUACUUCAUUGCCACGCCCGUCUUCGCGCAAAAGACAAUCAUCCAGGCCGAGGCGGGGCUCGUCGACCCAAAGUCGGGCCUGCUGACCACAGGCGCCAAGGCGGGCUCUGCACCUACCUCGCCCAACGGCUGGAUCGCCGGUAUGGCCGCCGUAGCAAAGAAGGACGGCAUCGGCGGCUGGUUCAAGGGCUCGGGCCCGCUGGUGGUGCGCGGCGCGACGCUCUCUGCGGGCAAUCAGCUUGGGUAUGACGGCUUCAAGACGGCCACUUCGGGAGUCCUUCCCGAGGGCACUCGAGCCGCAGAAGACAGGUCGCACACGUCAAGCCUCAUGCAGCAGAUCCUCGCCUCCAUCAUGGGCGCACUCGGGUCCACCGUGUGCGCGACCCCGGCGGAUGUCGUCACCACGCGCUACCUGGCAGAGCCGGGCAAGUUCGCGUCGCCUAUCGCGUGCGCCACUACGAUCAUGUCCCAGGAGGGUCUCGGGUUCCCCUUCCUGAAGGAGGCCGGCUUUUACCGCGGCUCAACGGCGCUCUUCGUGAAACUAGCCCCGCUGUACAUGCUGUCGCUGCCCCUCAACGAGGGGCUCCGCUCAAUGCUUGGGCUCAGCUCUUAG
Molecule: messenger RNA, 1011 nt
Organism: Emiliania huxleyi CCMP1516
Lineage: Eukaryota; Haptophyta; Isochrysidales; Noelaerhabdaceae
Product: mitochondrial substrate carrier family protein
Exons: 4
Coding region: 1-1011 (336 amino acids)
Source: RefSeq, a predicted model, not a curated record